UUGAAAAAUUUACAUUUUUAUGACAUUUAUAUAUUUUCAGAAAAGAAUGGCUGAAAAUAUUCCAGAAGGAACCGAUCUCACAAUUCCAGAGGUAAAAUUUGAAUACCUGGAUCACACUGCUGACGUUCAACUUCAUGCAUGGGGAAACACUUUCAAGGAAGCAUUUGAGAAUGUUGGUAUGUCUAUGUUUGGAUAUAUGACGGAUAUUGCUACAGUGGAUAUGACAAAGCAGGUGGAGGUGGAAGCUAAUGGUGAUGAUCUUGAGGGAUUACUAUUCCACUAUUUAGAUGAAUGGUUAUACAUUUUCAGUGCAGAAGAUUUUUUUAUUCCCAGGAAGAUUGUGAUCACAGAGUUUGACCUGGAAAAUUUCAGAAUUAAAUCAGUCGGAUACGGAGAGGAGUUCAAUAUUCAAAAGCAUCCGCAGGGCACUGAGGUGAAAGCGAUUACCUACUCUGCCAUGAAGAUCUAUGAUGAACCAGACAAAAAAGAGAUUUUCUGUAUUAUUGAUAUUUAAUGCUUGAAAACUUGGCACAAGCCCCCCCCCCCUCGUUCCUGAUUCUUUAUUUUACUCCCCCCCCCCUUCCCUGUUAGUUUUCAACCAUUAGAGAGAUCCAGCUUGCAACCCCUGGCCGUUCUUACUCUGUUUGAAACUUUCAUUUCAAUCUUAAUUUGAGGAUUACAUUUCUGCUCAAUUUCAGUUCAAAUACAUUUUAAAAUGAUUAGUUUAAGAUUCCCUUCAUACCCUGGGGUAUCAUAUUUAAAUAUAUACUCUUAUAAAUUAAUUCCCCCCCAUGAUCUGUCCAAAACCCCUACAUUUAUAAAAAUAAUAAUACAAUGUAUGGACAGAAAACAAAAUGUUAUAAAGCUGUGAUAACAAAUUAAAUUGUUAGUUUUAUACCUCUAAGAAACCCCAAUAUCAUUGUUUAAUAAUUAAGUGUACUGCAGAUUUUGGGAGGAAUGUAAACAAAUUUAAGGCGUGGCAAGGGCAGAGUUAAGUUUUAUUCCCCAUGAAAACGCAGUGCACUACGUUUUUAAUCAAAGACAAGAAAAAUUUA
Molecule: messenger RNA, 1055 nt
Organism: Eurytemora carolleeae
Lineage: Eukaryota; Metazoa; Arthropoda; Copepoda; Calanoida; Temoridae
Gene: Archease
Product: protein archease
Exons: 7
Coding region: 20-514 (164 amino acids)
Biological process (GO): tRNA splicing, via endonucleolytic cleavage and ligation
Cellular component (GO): tRNA-splicing ligase complex
Source: RefSeq, a predicted model, not a curated record